Messenger RNA from Ochlerotatus camptorhynchus, 4511 nucleotides. RefSeq lists its product as uncharacterized. Lineage: Eukaryota; Metazoa; Arthropoda; Insecta; Diptera; Culicidae. Gene Ontology annotation, biological process: centriole elongation; cilium assembly. The record is from RefSeq and is a predicted model, not a curated record. Gene Ontology annotation, cellular component: centriole; centriolar satellite.
UUGUGUGCCGUGCUGAAGAAAAAGUGGUUUUCCUUGUCCCAUUUUCGAUCAUCAAAGUUGAGAAAAUUUUCACAAUCCUAUUCCCAGUGAGUGCGCGUAAAACCAUGCCAUCCCGUGCGGCGGAAAAGCUAUGUUCAGUGCCGUCGGUCUAGGAGGUAGUGGUAAACUGCUACAGCAAAACUCCCAGAAGAAGCCAUCAUCGUCGUCAGCAGUGGUUUCAACCCAGGCCCAUCAGGAGUUGCUCAGCCUUCCGCCGAAUGUGAACGGUCGCCGGCGGGGAACGCUAGAGGUUCGUCUUUCCGGAAUUCGGUGGACCAGUGGCAAAAGUUAUCCGCUGGUUGAGAUUCGGCUUUUGUGGUGGGGAGGAGCAGAGGAGAAUUUGCUGCAUUGGGAACAGGGAAAGAACGUCAGUGAGUCGGAACGAUUGCUCAGAUACGAAGUGUUGACCAGUGAGGAACUGUUUCGGAAGUAUCUGAAGGCGGCCGAACCGAUUCAAGUGCGAUUGGUUUCGAGUAGGACGGGAAGUUUGAUCGGAACGGCGGCUGUUCCCGUUUCGGGCAAGUUGGUGAACUUUCGCGUGGGGGAAGAGGUGGAAGGUGUUGGUAGAGCGGAAAUUGCUAGCGGGACUGGGUUCGGUUUGGGGGAGAUAAGCUUGGACUUUGUGUUGAGGUUUGAUAAGACGCAGCGGGAGGAUAAAGAAAACGGUAAGGCAGGUAUGGUGCAGAAGGUGAAGAAGCCGCUUCCGGUAGUGCUUCCGGAGCGGGCUUCAGAACUGGCGGUGAAGGGUGUUUCCGUUUCGCUACAUGAAGGGAAGCAGGCUAAAACUUUCCGCUCAUUGGACAACCCAUCGCGCUCAAAUGUGCUCAACUAUCUAUCGGGGAAGAUGCUUUCCGGUUCCGAGGAUGAAGCGCUUAGCGAAAUAUGUUCCAUUUCGCCUGCGGAAAGUAUGAUGGAUGCUCUUCAUAAAUUUGACAUUGCUCCAGCUCCGAAAAAGACCGAAUACCUGAAUGCGGUAGAUUCGGCUCGAAUGUUGGUUGAGAGCCUAAAAUUCACCAAGGCAGGACUGAAGGAGAUUAUUCACAAAACCAAACUUGUCUCACUGACGGAUGUGGGAUUCUUGAUAAAAGUGAAGCUUCCUUCGCAAUCAAGUGCUGGUCCGAAAAUCAAAUUUGCAUCUGCUUCCGUUUCCGACUGUGGAGAGGCCGUUUUCAAUGGAAAAGCUAUUACGAAAAUUUCUAUUCCCAGGAAGCCAGAUGAUUUCCGGUUCGAAUUCCUGGUUUUCUUGAUUCUUGGACCGGUUUUCCAUCAAAGAUCGACUACCGGAAGGCAGAUCUUUUUGGGUUCUUCCGUGAUAAAGCUGGAGGAACUGGUGAGCAGCAGGCUUACUUGUUACAAACGAUGUCCGGUUCGGUUGGCUUCCGAUGACAUCUUGCUGGGCAUGCUGACAGUUCGGCUGGAACUUGGUGCCCGUGGACUCCACUUUGGAACGGAGCUCAUCGACGCUCUAAUCGUAGAUAAGGAAAACGUCUCAAUCAGCAGUUCUUCCAGUGAAAAUGAUCUGCAAGCUCCAUGCUGGUCUUUCACACCACUUCAAAGAUGUUCAACAGUGCCGGUGGGACAUUCACACUUCCAUUGCCGACCGGUAACUUGCAGCCAGGAUCAGCAUGGUACUGCUCCGAACGCUUCAAAAGAUCUGUCUCCAACUCAAGAUUCCCCCACUCCAACCGGUUCUCGGGAAAAUCCUUCUCAGCAGCAAGGAUCGUCACGGGAAACCGGCCCGAAAGCGAUGGAUACACAGGAAAAUCCUUCGGAAAAACCGAAAAAUCUUCUCCAUGGAGUACUACAUCUCGGACAGCUGAAAGAUGUUCCCACCCUCUCGGCGGGUGGAUAUUUCCUAAUAGCGCACGGUUUCUGGUCCGACGGAGAUAAUCCGAUCCUAACGACGGAACUAUCCCAGGAUCGCAAAUCCUUCAACUAUCUGAUCACUUUUCCGGUAAUGCCGGACGAUCGCUUCCUGGAACGUACAAAGAACCAGCAUAUGCUGGUUGAACUGUGGCAAAAGACGCCGGACGCUGCAGAGAAGCUGGUUGGCAUUACCAGACUGCCGCUGCACCAAUUCUACAUCGCUUUCCGGGAUGCACAGCUGGCAGAUCAUUUGUCUCGUGCCAAGUUGCCCGUCAUCAGCAUCGAUGGAUGGAGUGGCAUAGGGUCUCCACUGGCUUCCGAUCCCUGCGGUCAGGUACAUGCCGUGCUGGCCAUUGGAACCGAGAACCAAAUCGAGUACUUCAAACUGUCCCGUAGUUUGACCCAUACUUCCGGGGAUGCUCCGAUGGUAACGAACCGACCUGCGGUUCCGGAAGUUGAUCGCGGAAGCAGCCCGCAGACGCCUCCGGAAUCAAACAAACAACGAGACGCACCUCCAUCGCAAUCGAUGGUCACCCCUUCGACGGCCAUAUCCCACCAGCGUGACGUCGAUUCGUACCGGCCGAUUAGCUCUUCCAACACCGGCAAACAGCAAUCCGAGGUGGCCAACAUGCUGUCGGCGUUCAUCGAAAAUCUUGCCCAACGCUUGCCAAUCUCUUCGGAACGCAGCACCGCCCCUUGCUACGAUCAAAAUUUUGCCGAUAAUCGCCCAGCCACUCCUCCACCACAACCGCCACCUUCAUCACUUCUAGCGUCACCCCACUCGCAAGCGAAUAAUCCUCAAAUGCGUAAAACUUCCGAUCUUCUGGAGAACCUCCAACGAGCCCUCGCUCAGAGACCACCGGAAGAUGUGAGCUCCGACCUGCUGACGGCUCCAUGCGCCACGGCUCCCUCGGACGAAACUCAGCCGCCACCGAAGCAGCAGCAGCAGCCAGGUCCGGAGGAGAAGCUGUUCAAUGUGUCGAUCGAAAUCGAACAGGCCGUCAAUCUGCCGAAGGUGAAUGUCGGUAAAAAGUUCGGCAAACGGAACAAGAAUCGUACGCAAGGCUCAAACCAACGCUUCGAAGUGGAACCGAGCGCUUAUGUCACGUUCGAGGGCUACAAUUUGCAACCGGGAACGGCCGAUACGGUUAAAUCGCACGAGGGAAUCGUCUACACUACGGCGAUCGUGGAAGGUUGCUCCAAUCCAAACUGGAAGAAGAAGUUUGACGUUCAGCUGCCGGUAGAUCUGAUGACGAAUGACGAGAAGCGCUUCAUACUGAAGGUAUGGCGCAAAGCGGUGGUGAAUAACACCAGCCAGGGAGCGGCCAAAGGGCAAAUGGUUCCCGCACCGAUGGAGGACGCCGUCGUCGGCUUCACCGCGGUGGAUUUGAGCGUCUUUCUAAGCGGGAUGCCCUGCAUUCUCGGGUGGUACAACAUCAUGGAUUUCUCCGGGCGGUGUAACGGGCAAAUUAAGGUCAACAUCCAACCGCUGGAGAACGUCACCAUCUACAAAGGUCUGGAAGAGGGUGUCAAUUUCCAAAUCCCGCUGUCGAUAGAUGUCGAAUGCGGUGGGCUGGACGCCGGAAACGCCUCCCUCAGCCGGGCGCUGAAACGCAAGUUCACCGAGCUCGAGGAAAUCACCCAACGCUUGAAGGCACGUCUCUUCGACGUUACGGGUGACGAAAACGUCGAUCCGGACGAUGAAUUCGAACAGGAUCUCAAUACCGAAGCGGAAGAGGAAGAGGACGAAGAGUGGGUGGAUCCGCUGGAGGACAGUUCCGGCCAAAAGCGUAACAGCCAAUUUCCGAACGGGGCUGGAACGGGACAGCAGACACGUACCACGAACACUUGUUCGUACACGAUGUCCUCGGAACAUCAUGUUGCCGAGCGGAGUUUGACCGGAUGUUCGGAUCGUUCCACUCAGCAGUCAACACUGGAAAUCGACGCUGAACAGCACUUGCUAUUGGAAAAGUUACUCAAGGAGCACAAUCUGGACACGCUGAUCAAUCCGCUCAUUCUCAAGAAUUUGAUCAAUCCGGUUAUGUCCACCUCGGAGUCCACUCCGAUGAGCAAUCCGUAUGCGAAUUUACCGGACAGUGAGUCAUCCGGCGGUACCAGUGCGGAUGCAGAUAUGAGUGAAGAGUCUGCCGAGGGGGGUGGGUCUACCUUGGAUAAGGUGAAGCUUAUUUCAUCGGCACUGCAGAGGGCGACUAUUUCCGAUGGCGAUGACGCGACACCGGCGGGGGCUAGCUCCAGUCAAGAAUCCACCGAACAUCGGAGCAAGCGAGAAGCACCGGAAGGGGAGCCAAUGAAGGUAAAUGAUAAGUAAGUUUUCACUGUUCGAACUUUUUGUCUGCCUAUACACAUUUAGAUCUUAAGAUCAAUAAAAUAUCACAAUAAUGCUUUUACGACAAUUUUGCCGCAGCUCGUUCUGUCCAACGCAUUACAUUUUAUUAUACGUACGCAGCAUUUCAAUGGUGCGGCAUUAACAUAAUAUACGUAUACUACAUUAUACAUAAUUCACCCGUUGAGAUAGAGUAAUCGAAAGUAUUCGCUGGAUAUUAUCUAGGAAAUAAAGGCUACAUUUGCUAAACGCUACAAAACAA